UUCAGAAUAGUUCCAGAUGUGGCCAUGUUUAGUUAAUCUUUGAAGUUUCGCUUAUCAAUUGAUAUUUACACAAUAUUUAUAACAUCUUCUACAUCCUGACGAAUUGAACAUUUCUCGCUAUUUGCCAAAAAUAAUUCACUAUAAUUGACUGCAGCAAAAAGACACGAAAAAAUAUAAAUAAACGUACACAGGGACUCUGAAAAAAAAUUAACGAGAACAGCAAAAUACUCAGAAAUACACACGUACGCGAGCUCAAGCCACGCUAAGCCAAGCAAGCCAAGCCAAGCCCCGAGAAUACGAUCCGCUACACACUAUCUUUUCGUCAUGUUUUCUUAAAUUUAUUAACCAUGAGUAUUGCGAUACUUAAUAUAUCGGUCGAGCAAUAAUAAGGAAAGCAACAACGUAUACCGACAAAUAAAUCUGAACGCGGCAGAUCUUGACAGGUUUCACUAAAAACGUUCAGUAGAAAACUCGGUACACGGUCACGUAUAUGAUUAUAUCUGAGCUUUUCACUGGGAGCCUUUUUAUCGCGUUUCUAUACUUGGCCUGGUUCGUACGUCGUAUUCGCAUUUGCCACGGCGCCACGUCAGCUAGAAUGACGCUGGCUGGCUUAUUAGAGCUGCGAGACGCAAUUUCUGAAAAUACAGUGAACAAUUUCAUCCAAAGUGAAAAUACUUACGAUUUUGGACCAUCAUUGCCUCAAAUAUAAUUCAAAUAUCGAAAUUAUCAAUUGAGUUGGAAAAAUCGAGGAAAAUAUUAAUAAUAAAUCAGACGAACGCACAAACCGUUGAUGGCAUUCGUUAUUUUUGGCUAUCGGGAUAUUUGAUAACGAAACAGUCAAGGAGAAAGAAAACAGCGAAAAAACUACACAUUUGCCCCUAAAUGGUAGAAUUUAGGCGCGCAACGUACAAAAAUCAAUCACCGUUCAUCGAUUAGUGCAGUCAGUAUAUUGAUUUCAUCCAACAAAAUCAAUAAGCAAACAAUGGCACUAGAGAGUGUUUCCGCGGCCGAGACCCAAAUCGAAAGCAACAAUGAUGAAGAUUUGGAAGAUGGAGAGAUCCCGUCUGACGAAGAUGACGAGCCGAUUCCACCUCCGGUUAUACCUAAGCCUGGUAUUGAACAACCUAAGCCUAUUGCAAAGCAAGAGCCUCCCAAGAAUAAAAUUUUUGAUGCCAAGUUUAACAAAAAUAAAAAGCCACUUGUGCAAGCAGGAAGUAAACUUGAUAGAUUCAAUAAGUAUAAAAAUCCAUCUGAGGACUGGGCAGGUGAUGUUGAGAAAGCAAUACGAGCUGCAUUAGAGGAAGAUAAAGCUAAGAGUCAAGAUAAUAAAAAUAAAAAUAAAAAUAAUCGUAAUAAAGGUAGCAGAAAAAGGAGUCGUGAAGACAGGGAGGAAGACCGUAGUAAAGAACAAAAGAGGAGAAAACCAAGUGAUGAAGAAGAUGGUAAUGAAGAUGAUGACGAGAUGCUGUUUGUCAGAGGUGCUUCACCAAUCAGAAAAGACUCCCGGGAACACGGUUCUCCUGCAAGACGUCUAAACAAUGACUAUGAGAGUUACGAGAGUGGGUCCGAUUACGAAGAUCGUUCCGGAUUCAAUCGACAUCGAGAUAAUGAAAACAAGCGUGGUGGGCGCGGAGGUCGUAGGGGUGGGAAAAAUGAUAGAGGAGGCAAAAAUAAAGGGCGAGGCCACAUGCGGAAUGAUCGAAACAACCGUAGAAAUCAGAACAACGAUCAUAUCCAGGACCCGGACUCUGUUUGUGUGUACUUCAUGCAAGGAAAAUGUCACCGUGGGGAUGACUGUCCAUUUUCUCACAAUGCUCUUCCUCCACGUAAAAUGGAACUCUGUAAAUUCUACCUUAUGGAUUGUUGUGCCAAGAGAGACAAGUGCCUCUAUAUGCAUCAUGAUUUUCCAUGUAAAUUUUUCCACACUGGAUUGAAUUGCACAAAUGGAGAAAAUUGCAAAUUUUCUCACAGUCCACUUAAUGAACAGGUCAAAAAUAUUUUACUGAAACACUUGGAAACGGCACCGAAAGAGAUUUUGGGAGACUUUCCAAGGCUCACUAGGGAAGGAGCAUUGAUGAUGAUCAAUAGUACUGCCAAAGCUCAAGGACAAGUGAAUCAGAAUCUUGCAAACCAGAAAAUCCCCAGUCUCUUUGAACUGAAUGUCCCAGUACCAAAUGCCACUCACGGUGGAGAAACAAAAGACGAUGAAGCUGAGAAUACAGGUACCCAGCCAAAGAGUGGAGUAAAAGAAAGAAAAUCACCAGGAAAAAAAACUAGAUGGGGCUCUGAUGAGGAUCGCGUACCUUAUGAACAAAUUAUGCUGCUCCAGUCUGCAAACCAACUUGGCCUUCAAUUACCCAAUGCUGCUCUGGGCUUGGCUGUUCAACAACAACUGCAACACCAGCUAUUAUUGCAGCAGCGAAUUGCUAGCAUGGGAUUUUACAAUGAAUCGACUGGCGAUGAUAUUGAAAAAGAGCAAGAUGUCAAAGAAAAAGAAGACUUUACAAAAGAUGUUGAGGAGGAUGAAAUUGCUGCUCAGGCAAAAAAAGUUGAAGAUGAAGCAACGUUUGAAGCGCCAAAAGAUGUGGACCUCAGGCAACUUUUAUUGCAGCCUGCAAAGCUGUCUACUGUGAGCAUAGCCGAAGAAGCAGCGAACCUAAAUACAAAAGUUGAUGAGGAAAGUGACAGGGAUGAAGAAACUCAGCUGAUUAUAGAAAUUCCUGUCGAGGAAGAAGAUAAUAGAGAUAGAAGUAGUGAAAAAUUGAAACAAGAGCAGCAAAUGUCCACCCAAUCUUCAAGUGUAUCUUUAGCAUCAGGCAUCUCCAACGAGGAUGGCGAAAUUCCAUCGCACUUACCAAAACGAGCGCAAGAACUAUUUCUAAGAAUUCAACAGCUGCAACGAGCUGCUCAAGACAGUUUCAAAAACAUGGAUGAUGAUCACAUCAAAGAUAAUUUGGAGAAUCAACAAGGUGAUUGGUACUCUGAUGAUGAAGACGACGACGAUGAUGAUGGAGGUAACUUGACAAUCGUUCUGAAAGACACACAAAAGGAUGACAACGAAGUUGAUGCUGACGGCAAGUCAAGUGGGCAUAAAGAUACAUCGUCCUCCUCUAUAGUCGAAACUUUAGCUGUACCUCAACCUGCGGCUAUUGUAGAUAAACUUGGCGACUUGAGCAAAAUUGAUAUCAGCGCUGAAGUUUCAAAAUUAUUGUCAACAAUUAAAGCUCACAGCUCAACAACGAAUAGCAAAGUUAGGAAUAGUCUACCAAAGACGGAACAGCCCGUUGAAAAUGUGGCGAAGACUGAUUUGGAGCCUGUUGAGAGACCUUUGGCUCCAAAAAAAGUCAAGAUUGAGUAUCCUACCGAGUAUAACCAUCAGGGAAAGAGUAAAAUCGACGUGUACACUGGUGUUUUACCCGCGUUCGACCAAGGUUCGGAAACAUCUAGUAUGUCCGUCCGUUUGAAAACGAUAGUAGAAGAUGGAAUCCCAAGCCCCAACUCGUCACCUAAUAUGAACAUGAAUAAUACUUCCACUCCCAUUUCGAGAGAUCCAAGAAUGUCUAGGGACCCACGUCAACGACGAGAGGAUCAUAAGCUACACAGUCCGCCACCAACGGCGAGAUCAGAGCUGAAGAAAGAAUCAAAACCAUUGAGGAUAGAGAAUAGUAUCUACAGUUCAGGAAUAACAAGCAUGGAUACUCACUUGGAUACAGAUUUAAGAGCUAAAAGUGAUCAGGAUCACAGAAGAAAAGAUAUGGACUUGAGACAACGAUACCCUUCAGACUUUGGAGACACGGAUUUGAGAAUAGUAACAGCGACGUCAACCAGAUCAGACAUUGAUCUGAGACAAAUGCUCAGCCUCCCUUUCAAACCUGCACCAUCACAUGUUCCUUGUACAGAAAUAGAUGCGAGUAUAUCUUCGCAUCCUCCCAUGCCGUUCAAAGUAUACGUAGUAGAUAUACCAAGACCUUACUAUACAGGUCUGAAAUUGACUAGAAACGACCCGCAGGUCAAAAAUGACCCUAGACUGCGAAAAAUAUUUCGCAUCACUGACGCAGACCUCGCCGACUCGCCGAUGUCCCCGCCACCUGUUAAACCAGACACACCAAAGUCUCCACCACAAGUUCGGGCAGAUCCACGUAGAAAAGCCUUAGAAAAUGCAGCCCUACCAACUUCUAGCAGUGCUAUACCUUCCAUGUCCGCAAAUUCUCAGCCACCACCCAUAGAUAAUGUGAAGGCGAUUAAUUCUCAAGGCAUACCCAUGGCCUUGGGCGGUAAUGCGCCAAUGAUGGGAAAUAUGGGACCAAUGAAUAUGAUGGGAAAUAUUGGAGCGAAUGGGCCAAUGAUGGGAAAUAUGCCAAACAUGGGACCAAUGCCGGGUAUGACCAACGUACCGCCAAUGGGAAACAUGGGGCCGAAUGGCGCACAUAUGGGGCCUGCAAAUCAGAUGAAUUUUGAUCCCCGAUUUAACGCCCAGCGUAACAGUGGGGCUGGUUUGUUGGGCCCUGCACCUACUAUGGGGGGAUUCGGACAUGACGGGCCAAAUUACGAAGGACCAAAUUAUGAGGGACCGAAUUUUUCACCUAGUAAUUUCAACAACUUCGGACCUAACGAUAACAUGAUGGGCUUUGGUCCCAAUGGACCUCCACCUCCUAACUUUGGGGGUAAUGGAGGGGACUGGAACGCAGGCAAUCAAAAUCAGAAUAAUCGGCGAGGGUCGGGUCGGAUACGCAGACGAAAUCGUAACAGAAGUAAUAAUAACAGUAGUAAUAGAAGAUCUCCGCCGUGAAUUGUAGAAUUGUAUGCAUACAGUGAGACUUGUAGCAUCACAUGUUAAAAGUGGUUAAUAAUGAUGCCAACAUGACAAGUAAUAUAUGAGGCAGCUAAAAUGAGCAUGUGACCUAAUUGAGUAAAUUGGCUCUUGCUCGUAUAAGUUAGCAACGAGAUACUUCAUCACAUUACAUUUGAUAGACGACCGAGUAAUCCCUGGGUACUGAGUAUCCAGAAAUCAAUAUUAAAGCUGGUACAGAUUUGACAACACCAGUCAAAAAAUUGCGAAUCAAGUGUUAUAAUAAUUGACCAGAUUGUGCAUCAUCUGUAUUCCGUUUUAAAGUUGUGCGCUUUAAGUAUAUUUCAUUUACCUAGUAGUUAUUCGAUAUUAUAUUUAUCGAUUGAAAUAACUUUGCAUUAAAAAUAAUCAGUACGGAAUUUUUCCUUAGUUUUACUUCUUAUUUUAUAUUUGAAGAUGUGUUGCUUAUCAAAUCGCCAUAAUUCAUUAUGAAGGAAAAUUAUCUUCAAGUGGCUUGACUUGACAUAUUGUUUUCCCCUAAAAUGCAGACCUAUUCAAUACAAUCCUGAAACACAUACUUUUUUGUAUUACCCCUGUUAUCGCCUCAACAACUUCAAUUGAAUUUAAUUCACUUGUAUUCCCCAAGCUCUCUUUGUAACCUGUUUUAAAUAUCCACUAUAAGACAUCUUCCACAGUUUACUAUCAUGUACUAUUAUUUACACAAGAUGUAAUAUUUUGUUGCUAUACAUCAAUUUUUCUUAGUUUUAUUUUUCUUAAAUUUAUUACCACUGUGGAGAAUAUUCACGUCGCAAUUGUAAAAAUAGUUUUGGCAAAAUGAUUUCAAACUAGAUAUGUCAAUUGAUUCAUACUAAUCAUGGAAUCUGGUACGAAGUUUGAAAUACAGAAAUUAAUAUGUAUCAAUAUGUUUAAGUUUCAAUUCUGAUUAUUAAGACGGGCAUCGGACAAUAUAUACCAACGAUUUUCUGUAUACUGGUACAUCACUUAAUAACCAUACAAAUGAAAUGAUGUGAAUUGAUUAAUGAUUUCAAUAAUUACCGAUUCAUCAUGGAUAACAAAUUAGACAGAAUGAUGAUUGAAGCUUGUACAUAGAGUUUCUAGUUCGAAUUAGUUGGAGGAAAAAAUACUAAUAAUGAAAUUCAUGACACAACUCCUUAAUGAUUGAAUUUAAAUUACUUACUACAUGUGUAUUACUUACCGAUACUUGGUAUUAUGUAUUCCCGUGUUAUUUUUGUACGUCUUCCAACUGUACAUACAUACUUUACUAAGUUAUCAUCAGCUCAGACUCUAUUAUUGCAUAAUAUUUACUUGAUUGUUAAAUUCAAUAUUAUUAAUUUAAGAUAUAUGUUAAAAAAAUUUAUAGAAGUAUCAUGUAAUAAAUCAAUGAUGCAACCUCAGCUAAUAUUAAAUUUCUUAUUGUUUGUUCAUUGCAAACACAUUUCGCUAAAACGAGAAAAUUGAAAUUUAGUGAAUAUAUAAAAUUAAUAUGGUGAUUUUCAACUGAAAAAUUAUUAUUAUUCAUUCAUCUAAAAAAUCAUAUUAGCAAUCAUAUUUAAAUAUACAUAUUGUAAUGACUCCCCCAGUGAUAUGUGAAUAGUGUAUAUUUCCUGAAUCAAAUAUGAUGAAACUUAAUUAUUCUACGUAGAAUUAUCAGUGCUACAAUUUAUUUAAAACGUUUGUAUCUAUGCAGAUAUAGUUAUAUAACAUCGUUUUUCGGCUAUAAGCAUUACUCAUUUUUCCAUCGCAAAUAAUAUUAUCAUGCAAUCGAAAAUAAAUUAAUAUCGUUAUCUAUAGAAUAAUAUGCCUAUAAUUAACUUUAAUACAAGUGUUUUAUAAUUUAUGUAAAGUAUUAGUGGGUAAUAUUACAAGAUCGAGACUUGAAAUAAUCAGCAGUAUCUUAUUAACCUACCGUUUUAUUCAUAUUUUUAUUUGAUCCAACAGUGCUCCCGGUGUUAUAACUACAGUUCCAAUGACUUAAUUAAUCAUGUUAG
Neodiprion fabricii is the source of this 6798-nucleotide messenger RNA. It is a transcript of the gene su(sable), whose product is annotated as protein suppressor of sable. Lineage: Eukaryota; Metazoa; Arthropoda; Insecta; Hymenoptera; Diprionidae. Gene Ontology annotation, molecular function: metal ion binding; RNA binding. The coding region runs from base 983 to 4789 and encodes 1268 amino acids. Gene Ontology annotation, biological process: negative regulation of DNA-templated transcription. The transcript has 8 exons. Gene Ontology annotation, cellular component: nucleus. The record is from RefSeq and is a predicted model, not a curated record.